AUGUCACGCUCCCUCGAGCCCACGCUCCUUUCGCUGCUUCCCACCCUCCCGUCGGCGUCCUCGCUGCCCCCGCCGCUGCUCGAGUACGCCUCGAGUCUGCUCUCGCUCUCUCGACACAAUGCCAGCACCCUCAAGGCCGAGGAGGAGGUAGCGCGCCUCUACGCCUGCGCCCACCUCGCCUGCGAACGCCUCAAGACCACCCUCGACCUGCCACCCAUCCAGGCCCGCCCGCCCGUCAUACCCAGGAUCUACAAGCGUCUGUAUACCCAUCUCGACCACAUCCUGCCCGCCGCCUCGGUUGGCAAGAGCGGCAGGGUCCGCACGCCGAGUGGGAAGGCUAGGGAGGCGACUGGCGUGUUUGGGAGCGCGGCCGGGCAGAGGAUCAGGGACCGCGCUACCCCGAACAAGGAGAUGUCCCUGGCCCAGUUCAGGCCGAAGGCAGAUGGAACUCCGACAAAGUCCACUGGAAAGGCCGUUCUCCCCGGAACAGGCCGUACGGCUGCUGCUCGGGAUGCACUACCUCCGUGGAUCAGGCCGACUACGCAAUUCAUGUGCCUCAAGCUGGACAACCAACGCAUGGGCCGCACAGUUCUGGCCGGCAUGCAGACCAUAGUCGUUCCACACGGCAAGCGCAACAGAGAUGCCUGGGUCACCGAGCACUUGUCUCCGCUCCUGGCCGCUGUUUGCUUCAUGGUGGCCAUGAAGAUCGCCAACCUCGAGACCGGGGCGCAGAUCAGCAGCGACCAAUAUAUCGCGCUACGUCGAGAUAUCGUCAGGGCAUUGAAGUCUGCGAGGACCGAGGUGGACCACAGAAGAGAAGACGAAGAAGUCUUCUGGGAAGGCUGGUCCAAUCCCACACCAAAGGCCGUAGACGAGGCAUUGGCCAAGAUCAAAGAGAGCCAAUGGCAGGAGGAAGAUUGGUUUGCAGGCAUCGAUGAUCUGGUCGCCUCCACACACGCUGCCGGUGACAGGGACCUCGAGAUGGCGGGUGCGGACGACCAUGGCAGCGGUUCCAAGGCUCAGAUCCAGCGAGGCGACACUAUGCUGCAAAGUCGGUGGGUCAUGACGGACGAGAAGCGGGAGGACUAUCGCCGGUGGAAAGCCGAUAUACUGAGUCAUAUUGAGGAGAUGGAAAAGGCACGAGGCAGCGCGAUGGAGGUCGACGCCACGGCCUGA
Molecule: messenger RNA, 1176 nt
Organism: Neoarthrinium moseri
Lineage: Eukaryota; Fungi; Ascomycota; Sordariomycetes; Amphisphaeriales; Apiosporaceae
Exons: 1
Coding region: 1-1176 (391 amino acids)
Biological process (GO): DNA replication
Cellular component (GO): nuclear origin of replication recognition complex
Molecular function (GO): DNA binding
Source: RefSeq, a predicted model, not a curated record